AUGGGGGAUGAAGAGAUGUUUAAGUUAAACAAUCCUUUGGAUGUUGAAGUUGUGAUAAAUGCAAUUCUGCAUGAUACCAAUGAUGAGGAUAAUCAGGACAUCAGUUUUAUAGAGGACUGUACCACUGAUGAAGAAGAGCACCUAUUGGAAAGAGAUGGAGAUUCUGAUACAGAAAUGAGAAGAAGCAAAGAGGAAUUCUGUAAGCUGGGAACUACAUUCCUGAGUGGCUGCAACACUUGUAUAUGUGGCGCUAAUAACAAGCCUAGCUUCUGUUUCCCAAAGGCUUGCAAAUACGAAAUCCCCGUUGGAAUCAAGCCAUGUGUGCCCGGUACAACGCUCAUGGUUGAAUGCAACAGGUGCACGUGCGGUAUUAAUGGCAAGGCCCAGCAGUGUACGAAAAAUAAAUGUCGUUCUAGCUCAGAACCAGUAAAAAGCUCUCGCUUCAAGAGUAUGACAGCUCAGCUUUCUGAAGACAAGUGUGUCCCUGGAACUAUGCUUAGGAAGUCCUGUAACACGUGUAAGUGCAGCAAAAGUGGCAGACCAAUCCACUGCACCAAUCUCCAGUGUCAUCCGCUACUGGGCGUAGGAGUACAGGGUUGUGUGCCUGGAGAUUUAGUCAAGGUAUACUGCAGCACAUGCAAGUGCAGCAGUACAGGCACCCUAACCGAUUGUACCAACAAGGACUGUGACAUCCGCGCAGCGCCUAAUGAAGGUAAGAUGCAACGUCAUUCGAAGGCGGGUGUUAGAUACUACUGA
Messenger RNA from Schistocerca serialis cubense, 756 nucleotides. RefSeq lists its product as uncharacterized. The coding region runs from base 1 to 756 and encodes 251 amino acids. The transcript is spliced from 5 exons. Lineage: Eukaryota; Metazoa; Arthropoda; Insecta; Orthoptera; Acrididae. Gene Ontology annotation, molecular function: peptidase inhibitor activity. The record is from RefSeq and is a predicted model, not a curated record.